AUGCUGCCCGCGUUCUGCCUCGAAGAAUCAAUUGUUUUUGAUACCCCAAAACGAUCCUUUCUUUCCCUUGUCUUUGUGAAGGCAUUGAUUAUAUAUUACGUAAUAUACCUCACACGUGAUAACUUUGUUGACGUGAUCCAUUUAAACUUCCUUGGCGCAUCCACUCGCCCAGCUCUGGCGGGUAACAAAGACAGCAACCUCGACAAGCACACUCUCACCACCGCCUCUUUGCUCUCUUUUGGCUGUACUAGCCAGCCAGGAGAAGAAGAAGAAGAACACAGGCCACUAUUAUAUUUUACUAAAGUCUUGCUAGAGGAGCAGAGGAGGACUGGCCACCAUGGUCCCCAAGGCUCUUGUUCCUUUCCUCGUCACUAUGAUGUUGGUGACGGGGGUUUGCAAUACCCUCCUCACCAAGUAUCAGCAAACGGGUUGCCUUUGAGCAGCCGGUUCUCCAGACGUACGCUCUUCCCUUGCUAUACCUACGAUGACUUUGUCGAGGACGCUCCGUUCAUGACUGACUAUGAGAACAGACUGCAGAUGUUCGUGGGAGAAAUGGGAUGCUGGCUUGUCCUUUUCUGCAUCGACAUCUGGAAGGGCUUCAUCGCACCUCGAUUCUCCUCCGCCGCACCACUAUUUACAGACGGAUACCAGUCCAUCGAUAACGCCGACGAGGCCGAUGACGAGCCUGGUGACAUACAUAAAGCUGAGGAAGAUACCAGAACACAACUGAGUGGAACGAAGGUCUUGCUUCUUGCUCUACCAGCUUGCUGUGACAUCACCGGCACCACCCUGAUGAAUGUCGGUCUUCUAUUCGUCGUUGCUAGUAUCUACCAGAUGACUCGUGGUGCCCUCGUGUUGUUCGUCGGCUUGUUCAGCGUCGUCUUCCUCAAACGAAGACUAUAUUUCUACCAAUGGUUCGCACUGGUCUGCGUCGUUCUUGGUGUGGCUCUAGUUGGCCUGGCUGGUGCCAUUUUCCCUGACCAUCAUAAACCCCCGGUGGACAUCGUGCCCGGCGACGCUGACGCAGUUGCAGCUUUGAUCAGACGGGCCAGUGAAAUUAUUACAUCGGCUGAAAAGCACGUCGACCCUCUCCGGGUCGUUUUAGGCGUUUUCUUGAUUGCUUUUGCUCAAAUAUUUACUGCCUCGCAGUUCGUGUUGGAGGAAUGGAUCCUUGAGAAAUAUGCCAUGGACCCAUUGAAGGUUGUUGGCUGGGAAGGAAUCUUUGGAUUCCUGGUUACUGCUUUGGCAAUGGUCAUUUUGCACUUUACCGUUGGUGUUACUGAGAGUGGCAGGCUUGGAUACUUUGACGCUGUCGAGGGGUGGAGGAGCAUGACUGGCAACAAGACUGUUGCUAUAACCAGCAUCCUCAUUAUGAUCAGCAUCGGGGGCUUCAACUUCUUCGGUCUCAGUGUCACACGUUCCCUAUCUGCAACUUCACGAAGCACUAUCGACACAUCCAGAACUCUUUUCAUCUGGCUUGUGUCCCUCGGUCUCGGCUGGGAGACUUUCAAGUGGCUACAGGUCCUUGGUUUUGCCAUGCUUGUCUAUGGAACUUUCCUUUUCAACGAUAUCAUUACACCACCAUUAAAGGCUUGUCUACCUUCUCGUGAUGAAGAGACCCGCGAGCCACUUCUCCCCGAAGAGCCAAUCGAACAUAUAUAA
Molecule: messenger RNA, 1662 nt
Organism: Trichophyton benhamiae CBS 112371
Lineage: Eukaryota; Fungi; Ascomycota; Eurotiomycetes; Onygenales; Arthrodermataceae
Exons: 5
Coding region: 1-1662 (553 amino acids)
Biological process (GO): pyrimidine nucleotide-sugar transmembrane transport
Cellular component (GO): Golgi membrane; intracellular membrane-bounded organelle
Molecular function (GO): pyrimidine nucleotide-sugar transmembrane transporter activity
Source: RefSeq, a predicted model, not a curated record